AUGAAAACUGGAGCAAUUAUGGGAGCCUCACGGAACGCUGCAAAUUAUGUGAUCCAAGUCGGUGGAAGAUCUUCAAACAUCCUGAAUAUAUUCGAUAAGACAUCUGUCAGUUCACUGGGAAAUGCAAGAUGGUUUGCACGUAUUGAUAUGCCACACGGCAACGUGCCCUACUAUCAUAUCAAUGUUAAUCAGGCAAUCACUGGUGUCAAGGAUCCACACUAUCGGAUUUGGGGUGUCACUGCAAAAGCAGCAGGGAUUACUGGACGAGUAUUGAGUAUAGUCAACAAGAUAGCACCUGCAGCAAUGAUUUUGUCAUUUGCUUAUGAUGGAUAUGAGAUUUUGGAUGACUAUCAGAAUGGAAAAAUUGCAGAGUCUAAGCGAAAAGUUGUUGCUAAAGCCUCGACAUAUAUUGGCGCAAGUUAUGGAGCGGGAACAGGUGCUUCGAUUGGAUCAAUUAUUUUCCCGGGUGUCGGUACUUUACUCGGAGGGCUGAUUGGUGGUGUACUUGGAGGAAUGGGUGGAGGAAUCGGUGGAGACGUCGUGGCUUCUAUUUUGGUGUUGUAG
Messenger RNA from Caenorhabditis remanei, 564 nucleotides. RefSeq lists its product as uncharacterized. The coding region runs from base 1 to 564 and encodes 187 amino acids. Lineage: Eukaryota; Metazoa; Nematoda; Chromadorea; Rhabditida; Rhabditidae. The transcript has 2 exons. The record is from RefSeq and is a predicted model, not a curated record.